Molecule: messenger RNA, 414 nt
Organism: Rosa rugosa (rugosa rose)
Lineage: Eukaryota; Viridiplantae; Streptophyta; Magnoliopsida; Rosales; Rosaceae
Exons: 1
Coding region: 1-414 (137 amino acids)
Biological process (GO): plant organ development
Molecular function (GO): DNA-binding transcription factor activity
Source: RefSeq, a predicted model, not a curated record
AUGGAGGGCAAGAACGUCUUUUAUUGGUUCCCGAACCACAAGGCUUGGGAGAAACUGAAGAAGAGGUCCACUUCGAAUUUUCCAGUGCCCAAGCAAAGAUUAGGGCUUGUUGGUAGAUCCAUUAAUCUUAACUUUGGGUCAACUAGCUCUACUGGUGUUGGUGGAUCCAUUAAUUUAAAUUUUGGAUCAACUAGUUCUACUGUCAUGGAACAGCGAGGAGAUGAUCACCAGGAGAUUGAAACUCUUCCACUGCUCCCCAUGCAUAGUGAAGACAUCUCUGGCAACAAGAAGACUACUUCCGAGAGAGGUAGCGGCGAUGUCCACUAUUUCAGUGGUUGGGGCGGCUACAAUGGUGGCUCUCGUAUUUCCCUUGAGCUCAGCCUCAACCUCUCCGGAUCUACUGACUUGGCUUAG